AUGGGUAUAUUAUAUUCGCUGCUAAUACGUGCGCCACGAAAACAAUUGACGACAGGGUGGGCACUUCCAUGAGUAAUAUAAGUUUGUUUAGAGAUUUGAAAAUGUCUGCACCGCCCAAGCUGGAACCGCUACCUGAAGAGCCGCCGAGGUUUCAGGACUUGUUGAAUCUGGAUGGAUACUUGACGAACUACAAGCCAGAGAUUUUCAGAAGAUUCAAAGAGUUUCGCAGCAGUUUGGACUUCAUCGAACAGGUAUGUGGAGGUUUGUGGUGAUGUUUCUGGAUUUUAUUGGGUGAUUCCUUGCUUGAUUUUAGGUGAUAAACAUGAAGGAAUAGCUAGAGAUUGUUUUGGUUUUUAUUUUAUUCAAAAAGGUUGGGAAGGUGUCGAAAUAUAUCAGUUUAUAUUGUUUUAGGUAUAUCUGCUAGUAUACCUAUAUAAAGUUGAUCUUUCGUGGUGUUAAGGAUUGGUUUUUGAUCUUAAACCUUUUUUGAAUUUUAGAAUAGAGUUUGGCAAGUAUUUUUCUUGUUUAUGUUUUAUAAAAAGUAGCAAUUCAACGAGAUAUGUUUUUUUAUAUUAUUUUAGGUAUAAUUUUUGGUAUGAUUUGCAAAAAUUUUGUUUUUGUGUUUAAAUUAAUAUCUUUUGAGAUCUAUAUUGUAUACAUCUGAUGUAUAACUGUCUUAUCAAGGCUUUUUAAUUUGAAUUUUGAAAAAAUAUUCGUUAUUUAGAGAGAUAUAGGCUUGCAUAUUGUGAUAGACACACAUUUUAUUAAAUUUUGCUGAAAUAUUAUUUUUUGAGUUCGAAAACUUUACUUUUCGAUUAAAAUUAGUUUGAACUAUCACUAACAUACUUAUUUUUAUUAUUUUAGUGUGAUGGAAGUUUGGAAAAGUUCACGAGAAGCUACGAAGAGUAUGGUUUACAUGUUUUGGACGAUGGAACAAUAAAGGGUUUCGAAUGGUGUCCGGGAGCUGAUACUAUUAGCCUUGUUGGAGACUUUAGUAAGAUUUAUAUGUUUUGAGUUUUUUAGUGUUGAAACUUUUCGAAAAAUUUGUCUUUAAAAAAUUGUCAAAGUCAUAGUCAAUGAUAACAUAGUUUUAAAGUUUGAUGAGGUCGCUGCGGAUAUUGAUCCAUUACAUUUUUUAAAUAAAGAUAUUGAUAUUUAAGACAUUUUACGUUAACUUUUAGACGAAUGGAACCCAGAAUCUCAUCAUUACGAUAAGCUUGACUUUGGGAAGUGGAGUUUGACGAUUGAGCCAAAGUCGGAUGGAUCCCCAGCCAUUCCUCACAAUUCUAUUAUCAAAGUAUGUUUUCAAAUACUUUUCGAAAUUUUAACAUUUUUUUGUUAUGUUCAAAUAAUUCUGAGCCUUAAAGAAAAUCUUCGGGGUUAGGGGCACAGAACUAUUUGAACAACAUAAUAAAAAUAAUUUAAUUGUAUUUAUGAACCUAUUUCUUUGAUUUUAGGUAAUUUUUUAUUAUUUUUUGUCAAAAAUGAAAUUUUAGAUAGUAGUUCACAAGGACGGUCAAAGGCAUUACAAGCUUUCACCAUGGGCAACAUACGUUACAUGCGCUGAGAAGAGCACUGUUUUCCAUCAGGUAAGAUAGAUUUCGUAUUUUAUAUUGAAAAUUUAUAUUUUUUGCGUUGGAAUGAAAGUUUUUGCCAUUUUUCAUUCUUUAAAAAAAGUUAUUGCUGUUUUUUGAUUUUUUAAAGAAAAUUAUUGCCAUUUUUGGUCUUGUAAAGAAAGUUACUGCUAUUUUUCAAUUUGGAAAGAAAGUUUUUGUAAUUUUUUGCUUUGUAAACUAAGUUUUUGCUAUUUUUUGUUUUGUAAAGAAACUUCCUGCUAUUUUUUACUUUGUAAAGAAGGUUCUUUCUAUUUUUGGUCUUGUAAACAAAGUUAUUGCCAUUUUAAGCCAUAAAAUGCAAAAUUUCGUUUUUACUUUAAUACUGUUACAGCAAUUCUACAACCCACCCAAAUCCGCUCAGUACCAGUUCAAGCAUUCUCACCCAAAGAAACCGGUCGAUUUGCGCAUAUACGAAUCUCACGUCGGUAUCUCGAGUCAAGACGGUUGUGUAAACUCGUACCGCAAGUUUGCCGACCAAAUUGUACCUCGAAUCAAGAAGCAAGGCUACAAUGCCAUUCAAUUGAUGGCGGUUAUGGAACACGCGUACUACGCUUCGUUUGGCUACCAAGUGACUAGCUUCUUCGCCGCUUCUUCACGAUGUGGCACUCCAGAUGAGCUGAAGUAUCUCGUGGACAAGGCUCACGAACAUGGUAGGGGUUUUCAGGGUUUGUGUUGGUAAACGUGGAAAAAUAGAGGAUUGGAGGGGUAAAAAAAUUUUUGAGGGUGUGGUUAAAUAAAAAAUGUUUUUGGCUAGGCGGGAUAAAAAUUUUUUUUGCGGUUGGGAGGGUGUGGUAAAAAAAUUUUUGCCGGGGGGUGUUUUUCAAAAAAAAAAACUCAAAACUUAUAUUUUAGGCCUAACAAUCCUGCUGGAUGUUGUUCACUCUCACGCCUCGAAGAAUGUCGAGGAUGGCUUGAACAAGUGGGACUGUACCGAUGGAGGGUACUUCCACGACAACAGCCGAGGAUAUCAUUCGUUGUGGGACUCGAGAUUAUUCAAUUAUAGUCAAAUUGAAACACAACGAUUCUUGUUGUCUAACUUGAGAUGGUGGGUGGAGGAAUAUCACUUUGAUGGAUUCAGAUUUGAUGGAGUUUCUUCCAUGGUUUAUCAUUCUCAUGGCAUUAGUAAGUCGGUUUUGGGGGAGAUUUGGCAAUUUUGGGUUUGUAAAAAGUUACUGCGGUUUUGAGCUUUGUAAAGAAAGUUGUUGCGGUUUUUUGUUUUGUAAAGAAAGUUAUUGCCAUUUAAGUAUUGUAAAAUUAUUUUUAAAACAUUUUUUUUUAGAUGACGUCUUCUCCGGCAACUACGAUGACUACUUUGGCCUGAACGCGGACACAGACUCUCUAAUCUACCUCAUGCUGUCCAACUACAUGCUCCACCAAUUCUACCCCGACUUUAUGAUAACCAUAGCCGAGGAGGUGAGUGGAAUGCCAGCCAUGUGCCGACCAAUUGAAGAAGGCGGCCAAGGCUUUGACUACCGUCUAGCCAUGGCCAUCCCCGACCUUUGGAUCAAGUACUUGAAGCACGUCCGCGACGAGGACUGGGACAUUGGCAAGCUGGUGUUCCAACUGGAGAAUCGACGGUACGGUGAGAAGCACGUUGCCUACGCCGAAUCCCACGAUCAGGCGCUGGUCGGUGACAAAACUAUCGCAUUUUGGCUGAUGGACAAGGAAAUGUACGACUUUAUGUCCACUCUAACACCAUUCACGGCCAUCAUCGACCGUGGUAUUGGUUUGCACAAGAUGAUACGAAUGAUAACGUACGGAUUGGGCGGAGAAGCCUGGCUCAAUUUUAUGGGUAACGAGUUUGGACACCCAGAGUGGCUCGACUUUCCUCGCAUCGGCAACAACGAAAGCUACCAUUACUGUAGAAGACAGUGGAAUCUGGUCGACGAUGACACUUUAAGAUACAAGUUCCUGAACAACUGGGAUAGGGAGAUGAACAAACUGGAGGAGACUUACAAGUUCUUGUCAAAUGGACCGGUAAGGGGAUAAUUGUCAUUUUAAAAUCUCAAAAUUCUAGGCCUGGGUAUCCUGGAAGCACGACGGAGACAAAGUGGUCGCAUUUGAGAGAGCCGGCCUCGUGUUUGUCUUCAACUUCAACAACCAUCAAAGCUUCCCGGACUACAAAGUGGGCGUAGAACAGCACGGUAUGUACAAGAUCGUUCUGGACAGUGAUUCCGAAGAUUUUGGCGGUCACAAGCGUCUGGAUCAUAGCCAAGAGUUCUUCACCUUCCCGGAAGGAUAUGCAGGAAGAAGAAAUCACAUUUGUGUCUAUCUACCUACUCGUACUGCUAUUGUCUUGGCCAAACAGAACUAG
Molecule: messenger RNA, 3930 nt
Organism: Bursaphelenchus okinawaensis
Lineage: Eukaryota; Metazoa; Nematoda; Chromadorea; Rhabditida; Aphelenchoididae
Source: the annotation of a GenBank genome assembly